Marchantia polymorpha subsp. ruderalis is the source of this 2319-nucleotide messenger RNA. The record is from the annotation of a GenBank genome assembly. NCBI's taxonomy places the organism in Eukaryota, Viridiplantae, Streptophyta, Marchantiopsida, Marchantiales, Marchantiaceae.
CGGAUUCCCUGCGCUCUUCGUUGAAGCUUCGUCGGGUCCUUGGAGCGCCAUCGAGAGAGCUAGAGCAAUUUGGCCACAUCUCGCUUCGACUGAUUUUGCGCAGCACGGUCCUGUGGGCUGCUAAUCCUGCGUCGUUUGUGGCCGUCGGUGUCGGCCUUUCUCCGAAUCGUUUCUUCUACUUUCGAGUCACCGCGAGAAGCUUCCUCGAGUCUACUCGACAUCGAAUUCGGAGCGUCGAAGUGCCGGUGUCGUGCCUCUUCGAGCUAGAAUUUUUGUGCAUAGCGCUGAAGAUACUCUGAGGGGCGAACGAGAUGUUGGCAUCGCCUGGCCACUCGCCUCGCCAUGUUCCUCCAUCCCCAUCAUGUAGCGUGAAGAGCGUGGGAACUGAUGUCGGGCUUAGAACAUCACUGUCCCUCGCCUCGACAUCGGGGAGGACAUCCAUGCGCCCUCCUCUUCCGAGAAAGCGAAAGUCAGCAGCAAUUGCCUUGGAUGAAGACACUUACGUGGCUGCUGUGGAGAAAAUUAUCGAAAGGGACUUUUUCCCAGAUAUUCCGAAGCUUCAAAAUCGGCUGGAGUGGCUGGAGGCUGUUAGGACAGGAGACCCUGUUGUAAUUCGAGAAGCACAAAUGAAUAUAAUCAGGAGACGGCGGGACAAGGAACGAGAAAAACUCUCUGACAGGGACGGUGGCGAAGCCUUCUCAACACCUGGGUCUUUUGUGUCAGGAGCCUUCAGCCCGCUUCUUUCUGUGAGGUCUUCACCAGCACCCUCGCAAUUGUUCAUGGACACCGAUGGAAAUGCUAUACCUAAUUCAUCGUCCGGAGAUACUGACUCUUCGGUGGAUACAUCCCUUACCUUAGAUCAGUUCUUAAGCCGCUACACAAGUGAAGACAAUGCAAGUUUCUCGAGGAUUUUGAACAAAGUGAACAAACAAAAGAGGGAGAGAUUCCGUUUUCUUUCUGAGAACGAGCUUGUCUCGCCUACUUUGAGAAUCACUUCGGCCGAAGACCGUGUUACUGAUGGUUUUGGUACUUCUGGACAACCGGAGGCCACAUUAGAUACUUGGGCCUACAAAGCCAAGAAUCUUCUUAUGUACGAUUCUGCAGACAGGGAUGAUGCACCUCUUACUGAGAGAGAGAGGGAAGAAAAAGUUGAGGGGCCACCGAAGGAAAUUAGCAAGACCAACACACGGUUUCAUGGGAAGAUGUUUGACUCUAAGGUUCGAGAGGAAGAUACGGUGGCCAUUUUGUACACUCCUGUUCCCGGGUCCACCCCGGCUGCGUGGCCGUUUGCUGAACGGGAUGCCGAGAGAGCUCGUAGAAGAUACGACCUUGAAGAUCUUCGGAAGAGUCCACAAACCUUUGGCGAUGGCGGGGCGUCCAGAAUCGCAUUUAAAAGCGGUGUCUCCGGGUACAGUUAUGUGGCUACCCCCUCGAUGACUCCGGGUGUCGAAGAAUCACCUUUCAUGACGUGGGGAGAGAUUGAAGGCACCCCACUGAGACUAGAGACAGAGGAUACCCCCGUCGGUAUAGGUGGUAGUGGGGAUGGUCCUCAAUUCAAAAUCCCUGCCCCACCUUCUAGAGAUGCAAGGGCGCACAGUUUGUCUAGGGAUGCCGCGCGCAGUUUGAGGGAGAAAUCGAAGGUACUACAUGUAAGCCACACACCGUCACCAGCUAGAGGUUCCUCAAGUCCAGGUAUGAAGACCCUUUCGGCUGCAGCUCAGAAAUUUGUAAGCAAAGCGAUGGCCAAGAGUUGUUCGGCAGUGGAUGCAAGGCUGAGGGCGAGUUAUAGAGCCAGCACCACUCCAGGCACCCCGAGAAUGGCUCGUGAUGCGGUUAGAUCUAGAGAAGGAAGUGUAGCAUCAAGAGAAGGGAGCCUUCCACUGCGAUCUCCUUCGGUUGUCCGAGAGGCAAGCAUUCCCUUGUGAUUAUAUCACACGCAGGCACGGCUAGACAGAAAACGGAAUUGACAACCCACACGAACAUUUGAUGCUCGCGAGAUUUGUAUAAUAUGCCGAUUGUCACUUUCCUCAGGUGGCCUUUUUGUUAUUACAAUAACGUACGACAGAUAGCUGUUUGCGAUUGUACUGCGAGUUGGCACGUCGCCACUAUUUUGUUGGAUAGAGUCGCAUCACAUAAUGUAACUAGAUUGUGCAGAUUGUGUAUGAUCACGGUCUGCGUGCACCUGGAAGUGGUGGAGGUUCUCGUGACGCUGAAUCGUCUGUCUGUGUGCCAACUGUGAGGCGCAAUUUUUUGUACUACGUUCUGUUAAAUAUCAGUUGGAAAGAAUUUUUAAGUUGAAUUGUUCUGUAUUGAGGUUUG